GGGGACGUAAUGGGCAUAAACAGAACUGAACCUCCUCCCCCGUGCUGCGUUCGAGCACCAGUAGCUGACAAACGGUAGAAAUUCAGCAGCUCGGCUCUGCUAACAGUCCCCAGUGCCUCUCUGCCCUCAUUAUUGUGCAGGUUUUGAACUUGUAUCAGGUUACCUUUUGUUCUGCCGGUGAUGGACCGCUGGAGGGGCAGAGUGGCUCUGGUGACCGGGGCCUCGGUCGGGAUCGGGGCGGCUAUAGCUAAAGAGCUGGUUCGGUAUGGCAUGAAGGUGGUAGGCUGCGCCAGGGACGUCGAAAAGAUACAGAAACUGGCAGCUCAGUGUCAAAGUGAAGGCCACAGUGGCGUUUUGGUGCCUUUCAAGUGUGAUUUGACGAAGGAGGAGGAGAUUCUGUCCAUGUUCGCUGCCAUCAAAGCGCAGCACAAAGGUGUGGAUGUCUGCAUCAACAACGCUGGCUUGGCUCACCCGGAGUCACUGUUAAAUGGCAAUACCAGUGGCUGGAGGAACAUGCUGGAUGUGAACGUUCUUGCUUUGAGUAUAUGCACACGUGAAGCGUAUCAAUCCAUGAAAGAAAGAAAUGUUGACGAUGGGCACAUCAUCAACUUAAACAGCAUGAGUGGACAUCGUGUUGUUCACAGCGCUGACACGCAUUUCUACAGCUCCACCAAGUACGCUGUGACAGCCCUGACGGAGGCCCUGAGACAGGAGCUGCGCGAGGCCAAAACCCACAUCAGAGCCACAAGCAUUUCUCCUGGUGUAGUGGAGACAGAAUUUGCUCCGCGGCUCUUCAGAAACAAUCCUGAGAAAUCUGCUGAUCUGUACACUAAAUUUAAACCUUUGGAUGCAGUAGAUGUUGCAAAUUCUGUUGUUUACGCCCUAAGUGCCCCUCCACAUGUGCAGGUUGGAGACAUUCAGAUGAGACCCGUGGAGCAGCUGUCAUAAUAUUUCACAAUGUGACAACUAAUGCAGCGUACUGACAAAGUGGUUUAGUGCAUAUGUGAAAUGAAUUACUUUGUCUAAUCAUGAAGUAACUUUGCUUUUGAAAAUUUGUACUGUAAUUUUGCAGUUACAGAAUAACACGCCUGAUUUGACAAUGUA
This is a messenger RNA of Scatophagus argus, 1104 nucleotides long. RefSeq names its product dehydrogenase/reductase SDR family member 11-like. Gene Ontology annotation, molecular function: oxidoreductase activity. NCBI's taxonomy places the organism in Eukaryota, Metazoa, Chordata, Actinopteri, Scatophagidae. Bases 181 to 948 code for a protein of 255 amino acids. The record is from RefSeq and is a predicted model, not a curated record. The transcript has 7 exons.